Rhodotorula toruloides NP11 is the source of this 1581-nucleotide messenger RNA. RefSeq lists its product as uncharacterized. The coding region runs from base 1 to 1581 and encodes 526 amino acids. The transcript is spliced from 5 exons. Lineage: Eukaryota; Fungi; Basidiomycota; Microbotryomycetes; Sporidiobolales; Sporidiobolaceae. The record is from RefSeq and is a predicted model, not a curated record.
AUGCUCGGCUUCGUUCGCCUGGCGCUGGUCGCGGCGUGGAUCGGCGCCGUCGUCUCUCAGCCAGUUGCCGGCGCAGGCUCCACCGGACCAACCAAGACCCUCGAACGCCGCACCGUUACUAGCCUUCUUCCGCCGUUCAACACCGCCUCGCCUGCGCCGACUCCCGCCUUCAUCCACCCGCCCAUCCCUCCUCUCCUUCCCGUCGAACAAGUCGCUACGCUGCUUACCGUAACGACGGCGACGACCUUCAGCGUACUCGGCCAAGCCGCACUGCAACUCGUCAACUCGGCCACGACACUCAACAUCGACGGCGUGCUCAAGACUGUCCCGUCGCUCCUCAACGGGGUCCUGUGCGGCCUCUUCGGCUGCGGUGGAAGGCCUAAGUACUCGGACCCGCGCCCGCCUCUGCAGCAGAUGGGGUCGUCGACUUGCCUGGACAGCAAGUACAACGCGUCGGUCAUCAACUCGCUCUUCUACUAUGGCGGCGCUGGUACGACCGUCAACCUCUGCCCAAACGCUCAUAUCGACCUGGAGACGAGCAUCUACUUCUACGCCGCGAACCAAACCCUCCAGACCGGCGGCCUUCCCUUCGACUCCACGCGCGCCGUCUUGACCGUCAACGACUCGAGCACGACCUGCGCGAUCUACGGUGCAGACGACGGGAACAACGGCGUCACGCUCAAGAACGUCAUCAUCAAUGGGAAUCGCGACGGCCUCGGCUGGGCACCGAACGGACUCGCCUUGAUCGAGAUGGGCGGCAACAACCGCGGCCAGGUCAUCCAGAACGUCAAGAGCUAUGACCCGCGUGGCUGGUCCGCACUGCACCUGAUUGAAGGGUACCAGAACUCAUGCAGCGGGUCCAAGGUUCUCAACAACGAGCUCGGCCCGAGCGGUCACGCUCCGUCCGGCGCCCAGCAGUUCAGGAUGGUCAAGAUGAAGAGGGACACGGGGACGUACCCGCCUGGUCAGUGGGCGGACGGCUUGUCUCUGGCCUGCAAGAACAGCAUUGCGACCGGCAACACCAUCACUGACGCCACCGACGGCGGCAUUGUCAUCUUUGGCGCCCCUGGCUCAACCGUCAAGGGCAAUACCAUCAUCGCUGACCAGCGCCAACUCCUUGGCGGUAUCAACGCCGUCGACUACAACCCCUUCGCGGGCGACUACUCGGGCACGACCGUCUCUAGCAACCGCUUCAUUGCCAAGAACAGCCUGCUCAAGGUCGGGAUUGCCGCUGGACCCUCGACGUGGUACUCCAACUCCGCCCUCCAGCCGCAUACCUACGGCGGUUCUUUCAGCGACAACUCUUUCUCGACUGGCCCGACCGGCUACUUCGGCUAUGGCAUCAGCGUCAACAGUCACGACCAGGCGACUAUCACCGGUAACUCGUUCUACGCGGCCGAGUUCGGCGGUGUCUUUUCCUCCAGCUGCCAGCCGAACAUGCCGGCGAUGCAGCCCCUCGUCUACAACCCGACCCGCGUCAUCGGCAACACCCUUCAGAGCCAAUUUGUCUCUGCACUGUACGAGCUCGCCAUCUGCGUUGGGCCUGGCGCCCAGAACAACUCGAAGACCAUCCUCGCCUAG